Molecule: messenger RNA, 2496 nt
Organism: Paramormyrops kingsleyae
Lineage: Eukaryota; Metazoa; Chordata; Actinopteri; Osteoglossiformes; Mormyridae
Product: transmembrane protein 125-like
Source: RefSeq, a predicted model, not a curated record
CUGGAGGAUCGGUGGAAAGGAGUUCGCUCCCCAGUUGGCAGUUCAUUUAAACUGGUGUGGCAGAGGGGACAAAACACCGAUGAGAAAUGUAAACAUCGUCAAUGUGAUUAUCCACGUCUGUCUACAGUCCCCUACAAUGUGCAGGGAGGUCUCAGCAGUCCUCUGUACCCUCCCUCUCUUCCACCUUUUGACCAAGGAGGAGAGCUUCUUCAUGAAUAGUCUUUGGUGAAUCAGAGCCUGGGGUGAUCUGCCUUUAGAGGGGGGAUUGCCCCAGACCAUCCACGUGCACCAGCAAGGAGCAAUAAUGUCACAGAUAAGCCACCCCCCACCACCUUUUUGACCACCACUGGCAAGGACUGCAGAGACAGCUUUGGAGAAGAAUGACAGGGGAAAGGAGUGAGUGCUCUGAAUGUUGACAUUCAAAUCUUCUGCUGUCACUCUGGGAUUCCCUACCAUGUAAUUUUGCUGGCCUUUCUCUUCCUGCUGAUGUUUUCUAUGGCUUGAGAAAGAUUCUCCGUCUCCAUCACAGGACUUUCUCUUGAGGGAAAAACACUUAGCCUGCACAGUUUACUGGAAACUCUGUGAGAGUAGGCAUAGAUGGUCACCAGUUGUGGUGACCUGAUGUAUCCUGCAGCUUGGAGAAGUGACGGACGCCAUAUUUAAGCAGAGUGAGAGGAGUUUGCUUGGCCAGUGCACCAAAACAUGCCAGAACUCUGGGCCCGUGUUCACAAAGCAUAUUUUCUAACCACUAAGAGUACUCCUAAAUCACGCUGAGUUUUUAAUUGAGUUUUUUCCUAAAACCAAUUCAGAAAGUGGCUGAGAACAACCUUUAGCUAGGAAAAGAGCCAACUCCUAAGCAGGUGGCUGUGGACCCACAGGGAACCAUGCCGGAGAUGGAGGCUCUCCCACGAGCUCUGCGGCGCCCAUGGCGCCGGCCCAACCCCGCCCAUAUCCAGAGGAACAUCCUGGAGGAGCAGGUGGAGCUCUGGUGGUUCAGAGAGCCUCGCAAGUCACUGCUGUGCUACUGCCUGUCGGUGGGCCUGAUUCUGGGCUGUGGCUUGGGUGGGGUGGGCCUGCUGUCCAGCACCACCAGCCCAGCCGGGGAGUGGCGCCUGGGUGCAGGGACAGCACUCUGCCUGCUUUCCCUGGCUGUGCUCCUGAAGCAGCUGCUAAGCUCUGCAGUGCAGGACAUGAACUGUGUGCGAAGUUGGCGUCGGAUUGAGCUCCUGAAAAGCGGCGGCCUGUCAGAUGUCCUGGUGGUGCUGCUCACUGGCCUGGCACUUCUCAUCUGUGGCCUGGUGUUGCUCCACCUGGCGCUGGCCAGUGGGUUCAGCCGCGCCCAGCCGCACCACAACGAUAUGUUCCUGUCUGGGGUGGUGCUGCUGGUCUUGGGGGGGGUCACAGUGCUGGCUGUGGCUGGAUACUACUUAUCUGCCACACUCCUGCGGAGGCAGACGUCCAGGCAGAGGCUACAGGGCAGGGCUCCCCGGGUCUUCACCAUCUCUGGCCAGAUGAGAGAAAGACAGCAGGAGACCACCUCCAGCAUGGCCAACCUCAUCUGAAGGACACUUCCACACUGACAGGUCAAAGGGAGUCUGAGCAACAUCAAUCAGCCUGGUUCCUGCAUCUUUCCAGGUUGCACACAUUCCUAACUGGGGAGCAAGUAGAGCAGGGUUCUUCAACUCUGGACCUCGAUUCCUAAUCCAGGCCGUGUUUUCAGUUCUCCCAGGUAGUUGUUUAAUAAUGACUGAUUCUGAUUGGUCAGAGGCUUCACACCUGACUGACAGGUAAAGGAAGGCUGGAAAACCAGCAGUGCUCGGACCUCGAGGACCGUGAGUUGAAUAACCCUGAAGCAGAGGAUACUUAGCAUGUUAUCAAUAAGUGGGGUGGUGAUGAGACAGCAGCUUCAUCUUUAUUUUAUAUAAUGAUGCAUCUACAAAGACCAUUAAACAGUCUUCAGUGCUGGCAUGUUGCUGUCAUGUCGCCUACUUAAUACUUCAAAUCAAAAUGAAAGAGUACAGAAACACAGCCUCCAGGGGCUCAGUGUAAUUCCUACAGUAGAAUGUAGGCUGUUUAGCAAAAAGCUGUCAUCUGUCACUUGCCCCCAGAAGCCGUGCUUUCUCGCCUGAAUCCCGUCUCUGUCGGGUCAGCUGGAAUGGUGCCCUCUUCAGGGUAAUCUGCUUGAGUCACGCAGACAGUCGAUGGGAGAGCAAGUCUGUGCUGGGGAACACUGCCACCCCCCCGCUACAUUUCAACAGUGUGUCCAUUGUCCAAGAGUCAGCUGUUGGUCCCUAACAGGACAAUGGGUACUUCAGGGUCCACUGUGACAUUCCACUGGGUAUCUCAAACGCAACAAACCAUAACGAAUGGAAUACCCACAAACAAAAGUGCCAUGCUGCAUGUACGAGCACUCAGAGAACAUAUGAAAUUGUGUCAUUGAAUGUAUAUGUCAAUGCCACAUGCAACAUUGUGAAUAAAUCAACGUGUUCCUGCGUU